AGUGUUCCCACUUGUUCGGAGCCAUGGAAGAGUCUGGCACAUCUGACAACAGCAACGUGACGUACAUAUUUUCUGGUCAUGACCAUACGCUCGGAAACUCCUUGCGAUACAUGCUGAUGAAGGAUCCGAAUGUGGAGUUUGCUGGCUACACAGUACCUCACCCAUCAGAGCCAUACAUGAAUGUCCGUGUGCAGACGCAUGACGGCAAUACGGCGGACGCAGCUGUCGAAGGCGCGCUGAAGAACAUCUCCUGGGUCUGUGAUCAUGUUUUGACUACCUUCCAGGAGGCAAAAGAGAAGUUCAAAUCUGGUGCAAAAUAAAAAGAGGAUUGCUUGAUAGGAAUUGUAUGGUGGGCACGAAGUUGUGCAGCUUUGUCAGAAAGAACUGAGUGCUAAAGCGCUAUGCCCUACAAUCUUUGUAGUCCAAAAUUCACCUCGCCCUGCAUGCGGGAGGGGAGACGGUUGGUGGUAGCCUGCAAAUCAGAGCAGCCUAAAGUGAGAGUAUCUCCUGUGUCGA
Effrenium voratum is the source of this 516-nucleotide messenger RNA. Lineage: Eukaryota; Dinophyceae; Suessiales; Symbiodiniaceae. The record is from the annotation of a GenBank genome assembly.